AUGGAGUCUGAGAUGCUGCAGUCGCCUCUUCUGGGGCUUGGGGAGGAGGAUGAGUCUGACCUGACUGACUGGAACUUGCCUCUGGCCUUCAUGAAGAAAAGGCAUUGUGAGAAGAUCGAAGGCUCCAAGUCUUUGGCUCAGAGCUGGAGGAUGAAGGACCGGAUGAAGACUGUUAGUGUUGCCUUAGUUUUGUGCCUAAAUGUCGGUGUGGACCCUCCUGAUGUGGUGAAAACAACUCCCUGUGCCCGUCUGGAGUGCUGGAUUGAUCCUCUGUCAAUGGGUCCUCAAAAAGCUCUGGAAACCAUUGGUGCAAAUUUACAGAAGCAGUAUGAAAACUGGCAGCCAAGAGCCAGGUACAAGCAGAGUCUUGAUCCUACGGUGGAUGAAGUUAAGAAACUGUGUACAUCUCUGCGUCGAAAGCGGGUUCUUUUCCACUACAAUGGACAUGGCGUCCCCAGGCCAACAGUAAAUGGGGAGAUCUGGGUCUUCAAUAAGAACUAUACUCAGUAUAUUCCCCUGUCCAUAUAUGACCUGCAGACUUGGAUGGGCAGUCCUUCCAUUUUCGUCUAUGAUUGCUCUAACGCUGGCCUUAUUGUCAAGUCAUUCAAACAGUUUGCACUACAGAGGGAGCAGGAGUUGGAGGUAGCUGCAAUUAACCCAAACCAUCCACUUGCUCAAAUGCCUUUGCCUCCCUCGAUGAAGAACUGCAUUCAGCUGGCAGCCUGUGAAGCCAAUGAAUUGCUACCCAUGAUCCCUGAUCUGCCAGCUGACCUUUUCACAUCAUGCCUUACUACGCCGAUCAAAAUUGCUCUGAGAUGGUGA
Pelecanus crispus (Dalmatian pelican) is the source of this 822-nucleotide messenger RNA. Lineage: Eukaryota; Metazoa; Chordata; Aves; Pelecaniformes; Pelecanidae. The record is from RefSeq and is a predicted model, not a curated record.